This is a messenger RNA of Saccostrea cuccullata (small rock oyster), 1756 nucleotides long. RefSeq lists its product as uncharacterized. Bases 341 to 1633 code for a protein of 430 amino acids. The transcript has 12 exons. The record is from RefSeq and is a predicted model, not a curated record. NCBI's taxonomy places the organism in Eukaryota, Metazoa, Mollusca, Bivalvia, Ostreida, Ostreidae.
UAAGGCAAACACAAUUAAGCACUGGAUUGGCCUUCAGAACACAAGUUAUGGAGUGAUAUCUCAAUCCCUUGAUUUGGAUAGUCAGCCUGUAUUGGGGGAGUGGGUCAUAAAGGUCACAGCUCAGGGGGUUACAGAAAGGGCAACAGUAAAAGUCGACGAAUAUGUACUUCCCAAAUUCAAGUUGGAGACAAGUUUUCCACAAUCGGCUCAGGUCAGUGAUCGGGAGGUUUCGGGGUCAGUUGUGGCCACGUACACGUACGGUCGUCCCGUCCCGGGGCGGGUCAACAUCUCGGUAUCCAUUCCUUCUUUAGCUGGAAGCUUUAAGACUUGGUCUGGACAAAUGUUCACCGAUUCUAGACAUGUAACGAAGGAAGAGAAAUUCACAAUUCCACUAAGUCAUUUAAGAGAUCAACUAUCACACGGCGAUCGAGUUUCAAAUCAUGUAGAUGGGACCCAACUGAAAGUUGAGGUGAAAUUUACCGAAGAUAACACAGAGAAAACAGUGUCUACAACGUCAUACAUCAGGUUAAAAAGUCAUGGAGUUCAGUUCUCUCUAAGUCACAAAGGUUCUAACAGAUACAUUCCAGGAUUUGAUUAUCCAAUCAAGAUUAUUUUUACGGACAACGAGGGCAGGGCACCAAACAAACACCUACCUUCAGCGCACCUUGUCGUUACUUCACACAAAUUGUCAGGCACAAAUAAGGAACAGGACAAACAUAUUCCUAUUCCAUCAAGUGGGCUUAUAGACAUUGAUAUUCCCACUCCUAAUAAGACAGAUGUCCAUACUUUGGAGAUAAAGGUUACACAUGACAGAGUUGUAAAAACACUCACUCUCAAUGCGUAUGACCACAAUCAAACUCAUAUAAAGAUCAAUGUUUUGUCCGCCGACCAUAGGGUUGGAAACCCCGUGAAGCUGGAGAUCCUGACAAACAAACCAAUUGCUGAAGUUUAUUAUCAGUUUGUUUCACGCGGACUUCAAGUUUUAUCGGGAAAGCAUGAUGUUAAAGGAAAGAUCAAUUCAACAUUCAACGUCCACCUGACCGAAGAAAUGACUCCUGAAACCUCCAUCCUUGUGUACAAUGUCGACCCCGACACUGGAAAUAUUUAUGCAGAUCAGACUUCCAUUUCUGUAAACGGAAUGUUAAGAAAUUCGGUGUCUGUUAAAUUUGGACAAACCCAGGUAGAACCUGGAGACAAAGUGAAUAUUAAUCUUCAGACGGCCCCUCAUUCAAUGGUUUACCUUUCAGCUGUUGAUACGUCCUCGAUAUUGAUGGGAAAUGAUAACGUAAUAAAUGAACAAUCGUUAAUUGAUGGAAUUGGACUGUACAAACCAAGUGUUCAAGAAAAUCUUUACUUCUACAAGAUGAAUUGUGGUUCCUACUCUGCCAUUCAAGUCAACCAUGAUAAUACUUAUUCAGCAUACAGAUUUGAGGAAGCUGGAACUAUGAUAGUGACAGAUGCCCAGAACUAUGUUCCAGCAUCUUACAGAUUUCACCCUUAUUAUGAUCUGUCUGCUAUUUGGCAGUCAUGGCAUCAUUCCUGUGGAGAGUGUUGUGGUUUGAUUCCUACUACGACUACGACCACUACCCAACCAACAACAACCACCCAAGUAUUUUACUUCUUUGGUAAGUGAAUAGAGAUAUCUCUUCAUGGGUAUGUAUAGAUAUCCCUUAAUAAGUACAGAUAUCUAGCUACAACAAUCACCCACAAAUCUUACUUUACUGGUAAGUGAAUAGAGAUAUCCCCUCAUUAUUAG